Messenger RNA from Acanthoscelides obtectus, 1441 nucleotides. The record is from the annotation of a GenBank genome assembly. Lineage: Eukaryota; Metazoa; Arthropoda; Insecta; Coleoptera; Chrysomelidae.
GGAUACAGUAAACGGAUAAAUAUUUAAUAAUGGUAGUGGUUAGUUAAACAGGAUGUCUCGAUCAAUAGAUACAAGCACAGCAGCUUUAUUCGGAGUUUCAACAUGAGCUUUGGAACCUCCUGAACAGCGUUGGCGAUUUGAACAGGGUUGAUCCACAAACCUAUAGGCAGAUUCGUUAUUACUCAGUUGUGGGACCUGCUGCGUUACCGCCUGAUCAGUUGGACAGGUACAACCGCCUGAUCAACGACAUGCUCGCGAUCUACAACAGCGCCUCCGUAUGCGCCUAUCUCGAGCCUCUGAGGUGCGACCUUCGGUUGCAGCCUGACCUCACGGCCAUUAUGGCCAAGAGCAGGAACUGGGACGAGCUGCAGCAUGUAUGGACCGAAUGGCGACGCCAAACUGGACAGAAGAUGAGGGAUCCCUUCGAGCAGAUGGUUCGGCUAAGCAAUCAGGCUUCGAAGUUGAAUAAUUUUACUGAUACCGCUGAAUACUGGAGCUUUCCUUUUGAGUCUACAGAUCUUUUCAAAGACCUGGAAAAUGCAUGGGACGAAGUUAAGCCGUUUUAUGACCAACUCCUUACUUACGUCCGACGAAGGCUCAGGGAGUUUUAUGGACCUGAAAGGAUAAGUAGACAGGCACCUCUACCUGCGCAUAUACUAGGAAAUAUGUGGGCUCAAUCGUGGACCAACAUAUUCGAUAUUACCCAGCCUUACCCUGGUCAAACUUUCUUAGAUGUAACACCAGAAAUGUUAAAGCAGGGUUAUACACCAGCAGACCUGUUCAGGCUAGCAGAGGACUUUUUUGUUUCUAUAAAUAUGAGUGCACUUCCACUGGAAUUUUGGCAAGGUUCUGUUCUUGAGGAACCUAUUGACAGGAUUGUAUUAUGCCAACCAUCUGCUUGGGAUUUCUGCAACCGAAGAGACUUCAGGAUAAAGAUGUGCACUCAUGUGAACAUGAAAGAUUUGAUAACCGCGCACCAUGAAAUGGCUCACAUUUACUACUUCAUGGAGUAUAAGAAUCAGCCUAAAGUAUUCAGGGACGGAGCUAAUCCAGCUUUCCAUGAGGCCAUUGGUGAAGCCAUAGGCCUAUCAGUAGGCACUCCCAGACAUCUGCAAGCCCUUGGCUUGAUGCCUGCGUCUAUCUCCAGGAACACAGUUGACAUAAACUACCUGUACAAGAUGGCGCUGGAUAAGGUGGUCUUUCUGCCAUUCGCUCUUGUUAUGGACAAGUGGCGCUCAGAUGUCUUCAGUGGGAGAGUCAGGAAGGAGCAGUAUAACUGUCAUUGGCAUCUACUUAGUGAGCAAUACCAGGGAAUAAAACCACCUGUUUUGAGGUCCGAAAUCGAUUUUGACCCUGGAUCCAAGUACCACGUCCCUGCCAAUAUCCCUUACGUAAGGUAAGUCUUUACAUGUUUAUAAAUUCAUCACGGGUUGAAAAUGAU